AGGCGCGCCGGCGGGGUACGGUGACAGCUAGCUCGAUCGCUGCUGCGCAUGCAUGCACUAAGUAAUGGUUAAAACCGCAAUUGACAGUUCAAUUUUCUGGGACACAGAAAUUUAUUUUGCUUAUAAAUUUCAAAUAAAUGUCGUCUAAAGUAAUGGCAUUGAUCGGUUUGGACUCAUAUCAUCAUUACUUGUCAUCUGCCGUAAUCUGGUUAUCAAACCUCCCUGUUUGAACGACAAAAACACCACCAAUAUUGGUGCUCUUUAAUGGGAUUUGGACCGAAAUGUGUUCUCCCUUCCGCGAAAAGUGGUGAGGGGAGUCGCUUCGUUUGCGUGUAAGCCGUGGGGAAGUUACCCGUGCGUGUGUGCGAUCAUGGCGGCAGGGAGGCUAGGUGAACUAUGGAUGAAAUUUUGGGUACCGCCUCGCCCGACGAUGAAGGUCGACAAGAAAACUCUAGAAAGAACAUGGAAACUCAUGGAGAAAGUCAUGAGAUUAUGCCAGUCGGACAAAAUGAAACUGAAGAACAGUCCUCCUUUUAUUCUGGAUAUUUUACCGGAGACGUAUCAUCAUCUCAGACUUGUUUGGUCUAAAUACGAAGGAGAUGACAAAUUGGGGGAACUUGUCGAAAAUGAGUACUUCAAAAUAUUUGUCGAUAACAUCAACAAAAAGGCCAAACAGACAAUACAACUUUUCAGAGACAAUAAAGAGAAAAUGUACGAUGAGUCUUCUACCUGUAGAAGGCAACUCAAUCGAAUGUCCCUGAUUUUUAGUCACAAUUUAGCCGAGUUGAAAGCUCUGUUUCCAAAUGGACAAUUCGCGGGGGAAACCUAUCGCAUCACGAAGGCGGAUGCUGCUCAAUUUUGGAAGAAGAAUUUUGCAUCGAGAACUAUUGUGUCAUGGAAGGUCUUCCGGCAAGCCCUAACGGAAGUCCAUCAGGUUCGCUCCUCGAUGGAAACCUUCGCCUUAAAGACAACCAUAGAUCUCACCCGCAAUGACUACAUCUCCAACUUUGAAUUCGAUGUCUUCACCCGUCUGUUUCAGCCCUGGUCUACCCUACUUCGCAAUUGGAACUGCCUAGCGGUCAACCACAGGGGGUAUAUGUCCUUCAUGACGUAUGAUGAAGUCAAGAAUAGAUUGGAACAGUACAUUAACAAGCCGGGGAGCUAUAUAUUUCGUCUAAGCUGUACCCGGUUAGGACAAUGGGCCAUAGGCUACGUCACCCAAGACAAGACUAUCUUACAAACCAUUCCACAGAAUAAAUCUCUAUGUCAAGCACUCAUAGAUGGAAAUAGGGAAGGAUUCUACCUUUACCCUGAUGGUUGCGAGGACAAUCCAGAUCUGACGUCGGUACUGACUAAACCGCCUGAAGAACUAAUCCAUGUUACGGCUGACCAGUAUGAACUCUACUGCGAGAUCGGAUCUAGCUUCCAACUCUGCAAGAUCUGUACAGAGAACGACAAGGACAUCAAGCUGGAACCUUGCGGACAUCUUCUUUGCUCACAAUGUCUUUCUGCGUGGCAGGUAAAUAUCAAGCAGGUGACCUAGAGUGGGGAGUGCUCACGAGGCCGAAUUUCUCAUAUUGUAUAGAGUACUGAAGUGAUGACGUCAUAUUUAAAAAGAUUUCAGCGUUUUUUAUGCCAUACCUCUGUGGGACAUGAUGAGAGACCCCCACAAAGCAAAUUUGGUGGGAAUUGGUCCAUGGGGCCCCCCAAGUUAUGACCUCAUGGAUGCAUAAUUGAAGUCGAUGUAUUAUUGGCCUGGUUAACAUUUAGAUCCAGGUUGUUUAUAAUACAUUGAUUUCAACAGGGCUAAUUAUGUAUUCAUGAACCCCAUGGACUGAUUCUCCCUAAAUUUGGGUUGAGGAGGUAUUUCAUCAUGCUCAACUGAAAGAUGGUAUCAAAAACGGUAAAAUACAAAAACAGAAAAUUGAUGACGUCACACUUCCAGAACUAGAAAAUAGCUUAACAAACACAAACAAAAACACCCCCUCUCAAUGAAAUGAAAGCAAAAAUAUUAAGUAUGAGACUUAUGAAUUCCAUAUAGCUUUACAUUCAGGCCUACAUUGUGUAUAAAUUGCUUUUCUUGAUUUUGAACCUACAUUGUACAAUGAACAAAAUAUUCAUUCUGCUCCUAUCAACUCUGUUAAACCUUAAUAUAAUCUGUCAACCAUAAAAUACGAGGUCUUUUGUUUAUUUAUGAUAAUAUGAGCUUUCAGUUUCAAAAUUGAAAUUUGUUGGAAACAUCAAAAUAGCCUUCAUUUACAAGUUCAUGCAAUGUCAUUCCUAAUGUUUGAAGAGCUACCAGCAGACUCAGCAGAGAGGUAAGAAGGGCCCUUAUCAGUCUGCUGUGCAAACCCUUACAUUCGUGUUAAAGAUAAAUGAAAGUAGUUGCAGUAAACACUGAUUUCACGAGAAAGUCUGUAAAACCAGGCUUAAUUGUCAUGCUAUAUUAUCGAGGAUCUAGAUCUGGUACAGUUACAUAAACUGAACUUUGUGAAAUCUUGAAAUCUACACUGAAAAAUGUUCACACUGAAGAUCACCAACACAGCUAAGCGCACGUGGGACAGUGUAUAAUUAUUGCUUUGAAUGUCGGCCCGACGCUUGACCUGAAUCCCGUGCUUAUUUGCUAAUUUCUCAGCAAUUACACAAUUUCUUCCAGAAUCCUUUGGCACAUAUUUUUAUUUAUACAAACAGACACUUCGGUGGUCAUUUCAUUGGAUUCUGUACAAACUCAUUUUGAAAUCGUUACCACAACUGGCAUUUAUCUUUAAGGGUCUGGAUGUGCAGCCUAUGAUGCCCUGUUUACUGAAUGCCCUCUUGCUAGUCUUUGUGUGGAGACCCACUUGUUGAUCGAAGUUUCAAUCAGGGUCUGUGUCCCCAUACUAGGCCCCACUAUUUUCUUGGUCUGCUAGAAGUCUUUCUACUUCGCAGAUCGUCUACUCUAACUCUAACCCCAUCUCGGCGAAACCGAUUUGGUUUACCAUCAAGUUGGGCUAUUACCCUGUGGUCCACUAUCACUUUGUCUAUUAACAUCUAUCACUUGGUCUAAUAUCUCUUGGUCUAAUACCUACAUGUAGAUGGUCUAAUUUUACAAAAUAUUACUUGUUUCAUCUAACCAUAUACAUGUAGCCAGUGUCAACUAUAAUUAAAAAAGACAAAGUGGGUCUAGCCUAACUGGUAAUUAGAUAGGUCUAAAAUGGUAUUCUCUCUUGGCAAUUAGACCAAAUAGACAAACUAGUUGUAGACUAACUACAUGUAGGAUUAGACCAUGUGGGAUGAGACAGAUGGAAAGUACAUACAUACAUGUAUGUACUGAUACAAAAUAUACCAAGUGGCAAUUAUACAUUGCCUGAUACAGACAAUAGAAUGCUAACGCCCUUCUUGAACUCACAUGCAUGUCCCGGCCUAUAUUUUGAGAUAUUGAACUCAUGUGCUCUUUAAUAGCUUUCGUUUCUCAAUUGGUACUAGAAAAUCAGAGGCAGGCUACAUGCCUAUAAAUACUGUACAUCUUCAUAUUUUAAGGGAAAAGGCCACUUUCCUGUAGAUACACUGUAGAUGCAUGUACAUGUAUCUACAUUGCCGAGGUGGGGGUUGGUUCAAGGAGGAGGAGACAGCCAAAGAAGGAAUGUAAGAGGCAAGUGGAGGAGGAGAGUAUGAGGGUUUGGUUUAGGAUGGAGGAUGAACUGAAUCUUGCACAGUGGAGGGAGGGGGUAAGGGGCAAUUGCUUCGAGUGUGAGGCAACCAAAAAAUUACACGGGGGCGGCGGGCGAAUUCGCCCAGGAAAGUCCAAAAAGAGCCCCGGAAAAGGGCUAAAAACAUUCACACGAGGGCGACUGCAAAACUCAUAAUCGCCCCCGUCAACUAGGCUUGGGAGCCAGCGCCGGGUAAUCGAGUCUACCCGAUUCUCAAUGCCAGAGUCGGGGAGUCGACCCUGAUCUCUGGAGACUCGAGUACCAAGCGGCGGCGGUUCUGAGAUAAAGGGACUCGAGUCUUUGCCAUGCUCUCUCAUUCAUGGACGAAAAUCGGCCCCAGCGCCGACUCCAAGCACUGAGAUAAAAUAAAUGUAGAAUUUGGAGCCGAGGAGUCAUAUGCCUAGUUGACACUUUCACGAUUUUCGGUUCCCGCAUAGUUCACGCACUGAUAUUGCGUCAUGCGUGCCAAUGCGUCGACACUUGCGGGAAGGGGCGGGACGAUGAGCGGCAAUGCGCAGCAAUGCGUGAAGAGC
Lytechinus pictus (painted urchin) is the source of this 4222-nucleotide messenger RNA. Its product is annotated as E3 ubiquitin-protein ligase CBL-B-like. Gene Ontology annotation, biological process: cell surface receptor signaling pathway; negative regulation of epidermal growth factor-activated receptor activity. Gene Ontology annotation, cellular component: plasma membrane; membrane raft. Lineage: Eukaryota; Metazoa; Echinodermata; Echinoidea; Temnopleuroida; Toxopneustidae. The transcript is spliced from 4 exons. The record is from RefSeq and is a predicted model, not a curated record. Gene Ontology annotation, molecular function: SH3 domain binding; calcium ion binding; receptor tyrosine kinase binding. Bases 371 to 1543 code for a protein of 390 amino acids.